Molecule: messenger RNA, 1998 nt
Organism: Pleurotus ostreatus (oyster mushroom)
Lineage: Eukaryota; Fungi; Basidiomycota; Agaricomycetes; Agaricales; Pleurotaceae
Exons: 4
Coding region: 1-1998 (665 amino acids)
Source: RefSeq, a predicted model, not a curated record
AUGCCCCUUCUCGAAAGCCUUCAGACAGAGUUCUGCCCGCCACUCGAUACUGCUCUUGUCGCCAUACUGUUCCACGAUUAUGACACGGGAGAACACAGCAAUCAACUACACGAACUGUACUCGAUCCUGCGUGACUUGGCGGCGCAGGCGAAUCUAGAGGAAUCACGGCUGCAGGAUGAGCAGGGCUGCUACGAUGCGGAUGCUGUAGAUGGAGAGAACGGCGAGACGACAAAUUCAGAAAGCACGGCAGCAUGCCUCUUCGGAGAUGCUUCUAGUACGACCACCUCCAACGAUACCUCCCUUUCACCGUCCGAGGCUGGCUCGCAAUCGCCACAAGAUUACUCAUUCACGUCCCCAAUUGGGUUCCUACAAACUAUCCUACCUGGAGUACCCUUAAAGACUAUAAAGGCAGCAUUGAAAGAUGCAGAUAUUGAAGGCGAUCAUGAAACGACCGAGGUUGAAAUGUGGGAUGUCAUUGACGGUAUUUUGUCAGUUCAGUAUAUUCAAGAAUUGGAAGAGAGGGGUAUAGUGGCCCUUGAUGAGGAAGAGAUGGCAGGUGUCAACUCUAUUACCGAUGGCGUUUGGCGAGUAGCGGGAGCAGGCAAGAGGAAGAAAGGGAAAGAGCCACAGAAGCGCGCGAAACCGCAGGUCUCGAAGAUCCUUACUCUAGGGGACGUGCGUCAACAUCAACCCACCCGGAAGCGUGGUAGCUCAGGUAACUGUUACUCGACCGUAUUGGAUUGGUUAUUUACAGUUGUCUCAGCCCCGCCGCCGCCGGCAUUCGACCCAUGGGCACAGAUUUCUUCAAUUUGUAGCCAUUUAUCGACUCUAAUUCCAUCUCAACCUCCAUCAUUCUUCAACUCUUAUUUCCACUCGCCUUCACACAGCACUCCAUACAGUGCACUACGCGCGGCACUAGCAACUAUCUCUGCGAAGCAAGGCCCUCCACAAGAUGGUCCCUCUACGGCCUCUCUGUUGGAGAUAAUCCUCCCCUCGUACCCAGACACACAAACUACCACUCUUCAAGACGAUAUCAACAUUUCUAUAUCUGCCACUGGUUCUGCUGAUAGCGCCAUUGAUCUUGUGAAACUUCUACGGGAGUUGGACAAUGACUACGAUCAUGGCAAUGGCGAUAGAGGGAUGGCUGUAUAUCAUCAGAAUAUUGUACCAAUAUCUCGUACGCCGCCGUCGUUCCCGCCGCCAGUGCCGCCGCCCCCAAUACGGCCGAUGAUGUCUCAGCCUUCGUCUCCUGUUCUCCCUAAAUCCCCACGGCCAGAUCCCUUAGCCUGGAAAUAUAUACCGGAGCGCAAGGUCCCUCACCUCAAUCCAUUAGCGCUGAGCAUUCCUGCGUACAAUCCCCAUGGGCAAGGUGGUAAGGGAAAGGCUUCGAAGUUGAGGCAAGCUGGAAACACGUUCGGAAAAGGCGGCAAAGGAGAUGUUGGUGAACUAGGCUAUCACAACAGUAUGCGAAGCCGGUAUAUAGAUCAACGAAACGAGAUGCUACGCAAGGCUGCUCAGAUGUGGCAGAAGGCUCCAACUAGAGGCGGCGCUUUGUAUUACGCUGAACAGGCUAGAGAAUUCCAAGAGCUUGCCCGUAAAGCGGCCUUAAGUGCCGCUAAAGAGGUUGUAGAGGCAAAAAGAGUGUCUACACCGAAACAGGAUACCAUCGACCUACACGGUACUUCCAUUACCGAAGCGGCCUCAAUCGUUGAGGACACUCUGAAGUGGUAUAAUGCUUCGCCUGGUAUGUCAUUCUGCACUUUUGCCUACAUGCCUCUGGUUAAUAAACACCAUGAUAUUUUCCCACCCUGUUUCGCUGUACUCCAUGACGAAAUAAAAUCGAAUGAAGCGAAACCCCUGCGUAUCAUCACUGGUCGCGGGAAUCACUCUGUCAAUCAGGUAGGGGUCCUAAAGCCAGCGAUACGUAAAAAGCUUCAACAGGAGCAUUGGGAUGUCAGGGGAUGGGACGGGGGGUUAGUUGUUCUUGGAAAGAAAUGA